AUGCGUGGUCUCGAUGAAAGCACCGAUGCCCUAUUCCGUGUCGGCCAAUCUGCCGGCGAGCAGGUGCGGCAUGGAUGGCAAGCCUUUGUCAACUUCGCAGCUCGCGACAACGUGCUUGAGGUCGCCCUCGGUUUGAUUAUCGCCAAUGCGUUCACUAAAGUGGUGACCUCGUUCGUGUCAGAUCUGGUGCUGCCGGUCGUUUCUUUGCUACCAUUUUUGAACCGAAAUAUGGAUCAGAAAUUCGCCGUUCUAUCCCAGGGGCCUAACUAUGUCGAAGGCGAGGGUUACAACACUCUCAAGCAGGCCAGGGAUGACGGUGCACUCGUUUUGGCUUGGGGAAUGUUUGUCGAGAAUAUUCUCAAUUUUGCCGGUGUCAGCUUGACUUUGUUCGCGGUCGCGCACUUGUACAUGUUCGUCUCCCACGACAAAAUCAUCAAACCUACUACUCGAUGCAGAUAUUGCAGGAAGUUUAUCAGUAUCGAGGCAAAACGCUGCGUGAACUGCUCCAGCUGGCAAGAUGGAAGGGAAGACUCGCCUCAAGAUAGCCGCAGCAGCAGCGGUAGCAACAGCAGCAAUUUCCCCGAUCGCAGUUGA
Penicillium brasilianum is the source of this 594-nucleotide messenger RNA. Lineage: Eukaryota; Fungi; Ascomycota; Eurotiomycetes; Eurotiales; Aspergillaceae. The record is from the annotation of a GenBank genome assembly.